Molecule: messenger RNA, 7137 nt
Organism: Schistosoma mattheei
Lineage: Eukaryota; Metazoa; Platyhelminthes; Trematoda; Strigeidida; Schistosomatidae
Source: the annotation of a GenBank genome assembly
AUGUUUCGAAGGCACAGGCCUAGUGAUACUAGCGCAGUUAAGUCUAGGAAAAAGUUUCUAAGCGAAAAAGAAAGUACUCAUAAAAUAAAGCACUUGAAAAUUCUGAUAGAUACCCUACCAGAUGAUGAACUUCAACCAUUUUUCGUUGAAAAUUCGUCCCUAAUAUUCCUAGUGUUUAGUGAUUGUUUCUUCAGUUUAGAGUGGGAUGUCAAAUUAAAGGGAAGCAGUAAUUGCAUUAAAGAUUUGGAGGUAGUGCUUACAGUAUUUGAGAAAGUACUGUUAUUGUUGCCGGAACAUAUCCACCAAAGAUGGCAGCAUAACUGUAUCAUUGAAGUAAUUGAAGAUCUCCUGUACGAAAAGAAUGCGCUCAAUAUCCGUAAAAGGGGAAUCAGGCUAUUUUUAAUAUGGUAUCAAAUACUUGGCUUAAAUGCGACAUCUGUCUGCCACAGACUUUUCUACAAUCUGGUCCCUGAAUUUGGCUCACUUAUUGCAGAAUAUCAAAAGCGUGAAAAAUGUGAUCAACUCAAGCACAGUCAUCUUCAGGCUAGAAAAUUCUCGACGGAUACACGUGGGCAAGUGAUGCAAGAGUCAAGAUCCUCGAAUGUUGUUGCCCCGCGCGAACGCGUCGCACUCCUAACUGCCGCUGCUCUAGGAGAGGAUGAAUCGUCUGACGAUAAAUCCCUAGUCCUGCUUCGGGCACUUCUGCGUUUCCUUGUCUCAGAAUCCUUCAAGGUCGAGUGGUCGCAACUUCGGUAUGAGCAGCAUUUAAUGCAGCUAUGGUUUCUGUUCGAAAAGUUAAAACAUUCGUACCUCCCCGUUAUUUUUCCAUGUUUAUCUCCUUUAUACUCAAUAUAUUCGCCCUCGAUUUCAUCCCAAGCGAACAACACAGUCCCAUUAACUUCAAAUAUUUUACAGGAUUACCCAAUCCAUCCAUCACGUCUUUCCUACUAUCAGUUAGAAUUCGCCUGCUGGUUGGCAACUUUUGUAUAUACUGGUCCACGGGAAUCAAGUCAUGCUAUCUCUUCAGACGGUGGCUUCGAUUCAAAUUUUACUACCCAUGGUUCUGUAGUUGGUACUACUGGCCCAUCUUUUAACCUGGCUGGCAGUUUCCCAUGGGAUACACAUGGUGAUCCAAACGACUUUCUUCUUUCUCGACAUUUCCGCUCAUUCAUAGGUUGUCCUGGUCAUGGUGAAUUCGAAUCUGGAUCAUAUUCAAUGGUUAACAGUUACUCCAAACUUUCGAGUUCCCCACCCGUUCAAGCAUCAGUUUAUCUACGAAAUGGCGACGAGAACUUUGUCCAGGAACCAACUAACCAGGCUGUGCCAAACCUCUCUCCUAAACCAAACAGUUAUCUACUCAAAGAUACUGUUGUAAUUCCUUCCACUGUUCAAACAUCUCCACUUCCACAAAAAUUUAUUUUCACUGAACUAUUUUUCAAUUACGAUGAAAAAGUCGUUUCUAUGGUUCAUGAAGUGUUAUAUGGAUGUAGACAAAAUAUUGAUUUGGUACAGGAUAUUUUACAUCAGGCAUUGCUACUUCCUUUAGAAUGUCACAAAGCUCUUUUCUUUAUCGUUACAGUUUAUGGUUCGUGGUUGGAAAACAAACACAAUCGCCCAAUUUUUAUGCAAGCUUUAGAUAGUCCAAUGAAAUGUAUUAAUCCGCCAGUGAAACCACAAGUAAACGCAUCUUCAACAGAACACAGUCAAAUGCUUAAAACGAAUGGCCGUAUGAAUGAUCCUAAACAAAUUCAACAGUCGCAAAUUGAAGAUUGUCCUAUUGAUGUGACUGUAUCUAAGGAUGAUGUUGGCGUCAAUGAUCCAGAAGAAUUGAAAGGUUGUUUACAGAAUACAAUUCAGAUUAUGCUGGAAAAUAUGGCCAAUAUAUUUUAUGCCAGUAGUUUAAAUCCUAACUUAUCGGAAUCACAAAAUACAAACAGAAUCAGUACAAGUGGAACAGAUUAUACGAAAUAUCAAAUUGAUUUAUGCCGUUUAGUGUUACAGAUUUUUCAAUUUGCUAGUAACAGUAAUGAGUUAACUUCAGAGACCUGGUCUAAAUUAUUGUCCAUCCUAAUGGAUAUAAUGCGCAAAACAAUGGUUAAUACUUCGCCAAAUAAUGUUCAGAAUUACAAAUGGUUAUCAAACAAUAAACUUACACAGAAUCUUUUUCAGACUUUAAAUGGUGCUUUACUACGUGCAUCUCUAUUUUCCACAAUAUCUUCAGAUUCAUGGGACCAGUGUUUAAAUGUUUACUCUCAGUUAAGUCACUGGCCAUCACUGAUAAUCGAAUGGAAAAAAGUUAUGCGAAUGUUAACAUGUACAAUGUCUAAAUUGGUAUAUGGUGUAGAUUUGUCAGAUUUACCUCAAGAAAAGAAAGGACCUCGAAUUAAGCGUUUAGCAGGUUCUACUAAUCCAGCUACUAGAACUCGACCGAAAUCAUUGACUGAAGCAGCGUUGAAUUAUCAUAAUGACAAUACUAUUAUUAUUACUACUACUACUACUACUACUACUACUACUAGUAUUACUGCUACUACUACUACUGCUACUACUGCUUAUAAUAGCAGUAGUUUAGCAACCGUUUUGUCAUCACCUCCUGCGCCUUAUGCUAGUGCAUUAUCGGUUUUAAGUAUUCAUCAAAAUUCACUCGACGAUGAUAAUUUGGCGUUAAAUACUAACUCCAUUGAACUACAUUUAUCAUCACAGGAGAAUUCACAAAAACAAUUUUCUACGUAUAAUGAACUGAAAGCAUCAAAAAAUGAUAAUAAUACUAGGCCAUGCAUUGAGAAAUGGACUCUUGACCCUGGAUCCUCUGAAAACUAUGCAUUGGAUAAUAAUAGUAAUGGUAAUGUAGUGCAUAGCUAUAUCCCUUCUAAUGUAUCUUCAAUUAACGGCACUCAUGAUGAGUCGAAUUCACAGGUGUUAAGUAAUGAUUUAACAGAGGUAUAUGGUAAUCAUGCUCUGCAUAAUUCACGGUCUAUUUCUCAUGAAUUAUCAAAUCAAAAUGAAUCAAAGCGAUUUAAUGUAACCGUUAAAAGUGAAAUAUCAAUAUCAGAAAGUAGACGUAUGUCAUCUGUAAGACGUGCAACGAGUGAAAUCACGCUGGAAGUUGUUAAGUUUGAUCUCGAUUCACCUCAGAGUUCAGUGACAACUUAUUUCGAUGAAAGUAUUGAUGUAGGUACUUCAAAUAUUCCUAGAUCAUGUGAUAUACUAAGUGAUGAACAUUCCACGUUAGAACCAAGUCGCAAAGAUACAUUGACUACUGCCUCUUCACGAGUAGUUUCCACUACUAAUGAGACUUCAAAAUUACCUUCAACUGCAUCAAACGAUCAACUCGACGCAGCAGAUCUACCUCGCUGUAUUCUUGCUGGUGGCUCAGCUCUUGGAUGGACUCAUGAAUCAAUUAUCAUUUGUUGGCGUCGAUUUUUAGGUAUUCUAGGCAGUCUUCAUAAAAUUAUUAACCCAACAACAAUGAAUGAUAUAUUCAACUAUUUAAAUGAAAUGACUUCAUGUCUUUUAAAAAUUAGAGCAUAUCAAAGUGUCCCUUCUGUAACUGAGACAUGUGUACAACCAGUCCCACAAUUUGUACCACCUGUGAAUUUUAUUGCACCAAUAUUAUUUAAUACAAUCAGUCUUUCUGAAGAAUUUAUAGAAGCUAAAAGAAUUGCUAUACAAUUAAUUGCUCAUUUUUACCAUCUUAUUCAUCAAAUAAGCGUUGCAAAACAAGAGAACUAUGUCUUCGAAAUUAUCCGGUCAUGUAAUAUGCGUUUGUUUGGAUCUUCACUUCCAUCUACACACUUACUCAUACUAGAUUUCUUAAGCGAUGUCAAUGUUGUUUUAUCAAAUCCCAACUGUGGCACGGAAAUUCCACGUUCUGAAGCGAUAUCCAUUAUAUUAUCCCUACUAUGUUAUCCUUAUCAUUUUAAUCGUCUUGAAUCAAUCGAUCCGAUGUCAAUGAAAGCUAAAACUAUUUUGUGUAUAGAUUUAACGUCAAAAUUGGUUCGCAGUUUAAAACAAGCUGUCUUGUCAGAUCCAUCUGGAGAGGUUCGAUGCCUGGCUAUUACUGGUUUAUCAAUUUAUUGUGUCAUUGAACUAGUGAAUUCAUUUUCAAGGGAGUCAGGAACUGUAUCAUCUGUCAAUUUUACACCAAUGGACGAUUUGUUUUUCGAAUCCAUCAUAAUUUUAUUAGGAAUGAUGCGGUUUCAAAAUAGGGCCGUAUCUAUCGUUGCAGUUGAGAUGAUCAAUACACUCGCUGAAUAUUGUCAUCUUCUGUUAUAUCGCGAUGCGAAAUUACCCUCCCUAGUGUUGUUGUCACUUGCAUGGACUUUAUAUUCUACAUGGGACAAUACAAAUCUUGACAGUAUGUCAUUAACUGAUAAACAGUUCUUUCAUAGUCUUAUUCAAUCAAUUAUCGAAUGGUCUAUCCGUAUACCGUAUGAUCAAUUAAUACAGAAUUUUGAAAAUAAAUCAGAAUUAAAAUUAUUACCGGCAUCGAAUUUAUUAGAUACAAUAAUUGAAGUGUUAUGCUUCAUUAUAUCGAAUAAUACAAAUUCACAAACUUUAAUGAAUUCAGUACAAAAUUCCAAUUAUCCUCAAUCUAAAAUCUUAUCAAGUAUUAACUUUACAGAUCCUUUAGGAGAAUACAUUAAUAUAUAUAAACAGUCAAUUGAUAUUAAUUUAUUCAAUGCUCCAAAAUCUGACCUAGAUCUAUCCACAAUGACAGCAAAGUCUUGGAUUGUAGCUAACGCAGAGAGUAGUAUGAUUCUAUAUCAUUAUAAUGAUUAUAUGAAUAGUGCAAUGGAGUCAGUACGACUAGCAGCACGAAUGGCAAUGAGUCAUUUACUCAAUCAUAUAGACCAGUUUCCAAUGUCGAAACAAUGUGUACAACUGAAUACAUCCAUACAAGAACGUCAUGAUCAGUUAUCCCAUAGUAUAUCAUCUGCUCAAAAACAAUUCACUACUAACAAUCAUAAUAAUAUGGAUGAUUUAUCCGAAUUAACAGCGGAGAUUUUUGAACGAAAUAAUUUACAAAUAUUUGUGUUAGAUCGUUCAAUUAUAUUGACAUUCCUAUCAUUACCCAUUGUGAAACUGCCUGACCAAUUGAGAAAUAUCAAUGAUAGCUUAUUACCUACUACAGUUAGUAGUGAUAAGGACAAUACUGAACUACAAGUACUCGAAUUCAACAAUUCCACCUAUUCUUAUCUACCAUUAUCAUAUUUAAAUUCUAACGAUGUCGAAGUGGAUUCAUCAAAGUCUAGUUUGGUAACAGAUAAAUUCUAUACAAGAAUUAUUACACGUGAUCUAUCUGGUAAAUAUAGUUGGGAUGUUUCUUAUUUAUAUGCUAGUCUAGUUGAUAUGAAAGAAAAACAGGAAACUCAACAAUUGAAUGGACUUACAAAUACUAAUUUACGACUGGUUGAUUCUGAUAAUUCGAAUUCACACUUGAUUACACGCGAUCCACCACCAUGUCCUCCUCCAAGAGUAAAUCCGCCCCCACUGACAACUAACAGGUUAACACCAAAUACAAUUGAUCAACUCGAUCGGCUAAGUGACGUUCUAAGAGAUUUGGCAAUAACUAGUCCAGAAUGUUCAAUUAACUGGUGCACAUCAAAGCUAUGUGAAUAUGAAAAUUCGAAAAAUAUUUCUGACAAGGAAAAAACUGCUUGUUUGAAUAUGGAGAAAGUGACAUGUGAUCAGAUUACUGCUCAAUAUCAAAUAGAUGAAAAUGUGAAUCAUCGAAAGUUACCAGAUAUAGAUGUAUUAUCACUAUAUAACUCUCAUAUAUCUUUACCAAAAACUGGUUAUAGAAAUUCUCUGAAGUAUACAAUACGUUCAUUGAUCAAUGAUAAGAAAGUAAAUGUUCAAGAAUUAGAAUCAAUGAAACAAAAUACUUUACAAUUUCAUAAUUCGCGUCAUUUAUUAAAUCAACUAGGUUAUUUAUCUUGGAAGCAUAGACCUACCGUUGAAUUGUUACAAAUAUCUCCAGCUCUUAUACGUGAAUUAAAACAUUUGGAUAAUCUUGGAUCGCGAGAAACUCAUAAACUUGCUAUAUUCUAUGUUGGAGCAGGACAAGAGGAUAAACAGUCUAUUUUAUCAAAUCAAACGGCUAGUUUAGAAUUUGAAAAUUUUGUAGCUGGUCUUGGCUGGGAGGUUGAUUUACUUAAACAUAAAGGAUUUCGUGGUGGGUUAGAAUGUAGUGGACGUGCUGGUUUAUCCACACCAUAUUAUGCAACAUCUACUUUAGAAGUUAUUUUCCAUGUUUCAACAAGAAUGCCUUCAUCCACUCAAGAAGAUUUAAAAUAUAAACAUUUGGGAAACGAUGAAAUUAUGAUUAUAUGGAAUGAGAAUUCACGUGCUUUUAGACGAAGUAUAUUACGUACACAAUUCGGUGAUGUAUUAAUCAUUAUUUCACCUUUACUUAAUGGAUUGUUUAAAGUUGAAGUACGACGUGAAGCCCAGGUUGGUUUAUUUGGACCAAUUGUGGAAAAUGCUAUUUUAACUGCAAAUGUUCUACCAGGUCUAGUCCGUGCUACAGCUAUUAAUGCUAGUCGUGCUGUUCAAGCUACUAAACCGGGAUAUCGUCAUCCAUAUGAGGAUCGUGCUUCAAGUCUACGGCAAAUAAUAUCCAAGUAUACUUUGUCAACAUGCUUUGAAGAAUACGCUGAAUCGAUACUUAUGCCAAAUUCAAAAAGUGUGCACCGCAAUCAAUCAAAUUUAUCGUUCAAUCGAGGUGUAGUCAAUAAAUCAGGCGGCUUAUUCGCAAAACCGGCUUCUGAUCUUGCUCCUAAUGAUAUAACUAAUAAUAAUAAUGCUCUAAAAUACACUGAUGAUGUUGCACAAACACCUAGUGUCCGACAGAGACAACAAACUGUUUCUUCAUAUCGUGCAACAAGUGCACAUUCAAGAACAUCAUCAGUGACCCGUGCUAAAAGCAUGUUUUCGCGGCAUCAUAUUGAUAAUGUAAACACUAAACCUAUUUCUGUCAUUUCUCAACCUUCAUUGAAAACCAAUUCUGCAACACUUCAUCACCAUAACGAAACUCCCGAUAUGUAUAAAGCAAAUGUGUUUAAUUCAGUACCUAGUCCACGAUUGUUUCGAGGAUUAAGAUCUCGUCAACAUAGUGGCUCUAAUAAAAUAAAUUAA